Tachysurus vachellii is the source of this 7873-nucleotide messenger RNA. RefSeq names its product collagen, type XXVII, alpha 1b (gene col27a1b). NCBI's taxonomy places the organism in Eukaryota, Metazoa, Chordata, Actinopteri, Siluriformes, Bagridae. The coding region runs from base 524 to 5554 and encodes 1676 amino acids. The record is from RefSeq and is a predicted model, not a curated record. Gene Ontology annotation, molecular function: extracellular matrix structural constituent. The transcript has 62 exons.
CUCAGUCAGUUGAGGGCGACAGAGUGAGGCGAGUUUCUCCCAUGUCCCACAUCUCGUUCUUUCACUUUUAACGCUUCUUUGGCUUCAGGCAUCCACUCGCGAGCUUCUUGUCUGUUUAAAAAUGAUGUCUUCACCAAAAUGGACUUAUCGUUUUUUCCUGCAGUGUUAAAGAACGCGUCCUUUCUGAUGGAGUCCCAUGCACCGUGUCUAGUGAAGGAAAACUGUCGCUUCUGCACUCGGGAGGAAGUACGAGCUGUAGUCAGAUACUAGCGCUCUUCUAGACUUUUCCGUUAACUUGAGACCCUCGUACAGAGCUUAAGGAUAUUCGGGCAUGGAAAUGCUUCCCACAAAGCUGUCAUGUCUUGGCUGUAGUAAACCUUUUCAAAAAAGAAUGAAGUAACCCGCAAUGGAGCCGGAAAAUGCCCCGCACUCCAAACUCAGACAGGCUGGAGUCGGGGGUUCCAGGAACAAUUAUGGAAUUGCAGUCAAAGUGACUGGAAUAAGACUUGCUUGGGGCUGACAGAUGAUUCUGCUUUGGGUUAGAAUGAGAAUCUUAUUUCUCUGCACGGUCCUUUACUGUACUUGCUAUCUAGGGUUGGCCCAAGUACAGCCUGAAGAUGUGGAUAUCCUCCAAAAGCUGGGCCUGGUGGGAAAAAGACCUUCAUCAGGGACACGAUCCUCUCUGUCUGGCGUCAUUUUCUUCAAGUCCGGAGUUAUCCUCACACAGCGAGUGCGGAUCGAAGUACCUGUGACCUCUGUGGUGCCAGUCCCGCUGAGCACGGAGUUUUCUUUGAUCUUCAGCAUCUGCUCACACCGUAUCAAUAAUGCUUUCCUCUUCACCGUUUUGUCAAAGAGGAAGAGACUUCAGCUAGGGGUGCAAUUCAUCCCUGGCAAAAUUGUAGUCUACGUUGGCCAAAAGAAUUCUGUAUAUUUUGAUUAUGACAUUCAUAAUGGCCAGUGGCACAACCUGGCUUUGGGCAUCCAAACCCAAAGGGUCACUUUAUAUACUUCUUGUGGGAAGACAAGUGUACAUGCAAAUUUGCAUUUUAAAAAUGAGGAAACUCUGGAUCCAGAAGGCUCCUUUCUUUUAGGUAAAAUGAGCCAGAACUCGGUACAGUUUGAAGGAGCAAUCUGCCAGUUUGACAUACAUCCUUCUGCCAAGGCAGCUCACAACUAUUGUAAGUACAUUAAAAAACAAUGCAGGGAAGCUGACACCUAUCGAACAAACCUACCACCACUUUUACCGCUGCUACACCUGGAUCCCAAUAUCUCCGUAACUCUGCGGACCCCGAUGACUGAACUAAGCAAUAAAGGUUUUACUCCCAGCAUGUCACAGGAUAAAACAAGGAUUAAUGCUGAAAUCUCAGGAGGAACUAACAUGUCCACUCAAAUAACAUCUCAGUAUGGGUCCUUGUCUCUGUCUGUGCAUGGAACCGUGCCUCCGAGGUUGUCCAGACCAACUCUGCAGAUUCCCACACAGGCCAAAACACCAACUGUUACCCCCCUCCUGAAGACCAGGGCACCUCCAACAUUUCCCAAGCCCACCCAGCAGAGCAGUCCUAAAAAGGUGAAAACUAUAAAACCAAAAGAUAUCUACAUGCCUGGGACAGCAAAACCAAUUAGAAAUAAGUUUGAAAGUGUUCAACCUUCAGCAGCAACCAAAUCUUCCAGCAUUUUGCCCGGCUUAAAAAGGCAGCUGACUACUAUAGCGGUGAAGAGAUCCGUUCCAGAGGUGACCACUUUACUCUACUCCAAGCCCAACCCUUUUAUACCUGUCACCCCAGCAGCCACAGAUGGUCUUCAAACCUUUGACAUGGAACCAACACAGUUUUCCCUCUUGGCAGGACCUCCGGGACUAAAAGGAGAGCCAGGACCACCGGGACCUCUAGGGGACCCUGGGAAGCCAGGAUUACCAGGGAAAAGAGGGCCUCGGGGUCCUCCAGGUCCACAUGGAAACCCAGGACGCCCGGGGAUGAAAGGACUCAAGGGAGGAAAGGGGGACCCUGGUCUCUCCCCUGGCAGAGCGCCAAAUGGAGCAAAAGGGGACCCUGGGAUAAUUGGACCACCUGGACUACCUGGACAAAUAGGUCGAAAUGGACAGAAAGGUCAUCCUGGUCCUCCUGGCCAUCCCGGAGAGCCUGGGGAUCAAGGGCCAGAUGGAAACCCGGGUGCCAAAGGUUAUCCUGGCAGGCAGGGGUUGCCUGGGCCAAUAGGAAAUUCAGGACCCAAAGGAGUUCGGGGCUUCAUUGGAAUCCCAGGGCUCUUUGGUCUCCCAGGACCUGAUGGAGAAAGAGGUAUUCCUGGUGUUCAUGGGAAGAAGGGCAAGAUGGGUAGGCCGGGAUUUACUGGGGAUUUUGGCGAGCGAGGACCACCAGGGCCUGACGGAAAUCCAGGAGAACUGGGUCCAACUGGUCCUAGCGGAGUACUUGGCCUUAUUGGGGACAUGGGACCUCUUGGAAUCAUGGGUCUUCCAGGCCCUAUUGGACCCAAGGGGGUAUCAGGGAAUCCAGGAGAGCCAGGACUGAAAGGUGAUAAGGGAGAAAUUGGUUUGCCAGGAGAGCCUGGAGAGCCUGGAUUCCAAGGUGACAAGGGAAUUCAGGGUUUGCCAGGAGUGCCAGGCAUCCGAGGGAAGCCAGGGCCACAGGGAAAACCUGGAGAUCAUGGACCGGAUGGUUUGCCUGGCCCUCCAGGCCCAGAGGGAUUUCCAGGUGAUAUGGGACCACCAGGACAGAAUGGCGCAGAAGGCCCAAAGGGGAAGUCAGGAUUGAGGGGCAUACCUGGUCCAAGAGGAGCAGCUGGACUUGAGGGUGAUGAAGGACCACUUGGACCAGCCGGGCCUCCAGGACUGGAGGGUAGGCCUGGGAGAAAGGGAUUCUCAGGAAAACCAGGAGCAGAUGGACCCCAGGGCGAGCCAGGGAUAACUGGAAAUGUUGGGAUGCUUGGUGACAGGGGAAUUGAGGGUUUUAAAGGGCCUCCUGGUGAGACUGGCCUUCCUGGAGAGAAGGGAGAUCGGGGAGAGACUGGUCAGCCAGGGCCACCUGGAGAAAAUGGAGCGAUGGGACACACAGGAACACCAGGUGAGAGAGGACCACCUGGACCUCCAGGAACGCCUGGCUCACCUGGUUCUAGAGGUCUCAGUGGCACCAGAGGACCCAAAGGCAGAAGGGGGCCAAAUGGGCCUGAAGGACCACAUGGGGAGAACGGGUCAGUUGGCCGCAAGGGUCUGGAUGGACCACCAGGGAAAUUGGGUUUAACGGGCCAGAAGGGAAAAAUUGGUGAACCAGGGGAAGCUGGACCACCAGGAUUCCCAGGGAUCCAAGGACCCUCUGGAACAGCAGGAGCAAAAGGAAUCCCAGGACUGCCUGGACCUACAGGACCACGAGGAACAAUAGGCCCUUUGGGAGAGAUUGGCUUGAUGGGCCCACCAGGAAAAGUGGGAGAUGUGGGCUUACCUGGAGAACCGGGAGAGAAGGGAGCUUUUGGGCCUCCUGGGAACAUCGGUGAACCAGGCUUGAUUGGAAUAAGAGGCGAGCAUGGGCUCAUCGGAGAAGCCGGGCAGAGUGGCCCUGAUGGAGCUAAGGGCGAAAAGGGGGACAUGGGGCUAGAGGGCGAGCAAGGAGAAAAAGGAGAGUUGGGACUGAAAGGAAAGGAGGGGCCACCUGGAAAUCCUGGCCUAGUUGGCAUCAGGGGUCCUGAAGGUAAACCUGGCAAAAAUGGUGAAAAGGGAAAACCAGGCGAGAAGGGUAGCAAAGGUCAGGAGGGUCACCUGGGUGAAUCUGGAUCAGUUGGUGAGUGGGGUCCUAUGGGAUUCCCUGGGCCAAAGGGAAACAGAGGAACCGUCGGAUUUGCGGGUGCACCAGGAAGAAUGGGCUUACAAGGAAGUCCAGGCCUGCAGGGAUAUGAAGGUCACCAGGGACCUCAGGGUUCAAUUGGCCUUCCAGGACCAAAAGGUGCAAAGGGUGAACCAGGAGAUGAUGGGAAGAUUGAAGGCCCUGCUGGUCCUCCAGGUGACAUCGGUCCUGUUGGUCCAAGAGGAGCCAGAGGAGAACCUGGUGACACUGGCUACCCUGGUCAGCAAGGUGUGGAUGGAGAAAGGGGUAAAGCUGGAGCUCCUGGAUUACCUGGAAACGCUGGUCCAAGAGGCAUUGUGGGACCCAAAGGAUCCAAAGGCGACAGAGGACCAAAAGGCAAAAAGGGUGCUCGAAGUGCAACAGGCAACAGAGGGUCUCCUGGUCCUGUUGGUCCCCUUGGUCCCAGAGGGGUUGUCGGGCGAGAGGGGCCUGAGGGAAGUCCUGGCAUGGAUGGAGCGCCAGGAAAAGAUGGACCUAAAGGAAUGCCAGGAGAGCAGGGAAGUGAUGGAGAAGUGGGUUUAUCUGGAAAGCCUGGGCCGCAUGGUCAAACAGGGCAACCUGGUUUACAAGGGCCUCAAGGUUCCUUUGGACCAAAGGGUGAAAGAGGCCUACCUGGUGAGAUCGGACCUAUUGGCAAGCGUGGAAUGCCUGGAACCAUGGGGGUGCAAGGGAAACAAGGCAACCAUGGAAUUAAUGGCCAAUCUGGCGAUCCCGGUGAGCGGGGAUUGACUGGCGCUCUUGGAAACUUUGGACCUAAGGGUCCACCUGGUGAUAUUGGUCCUGCUGGUGUCCGGGGACCACGAGGACCCCAGGGUUUGAUGGGAUCGAGAGGUGCCAUUGGACCAAUCGGGAUCAUUGGACCCAGCGGUUAUCCAGGACCUCAGGGGGACAAAGGAAGUCGAGGGGAAAUGGGUGUACCAGGACCAAGGGGCCCUCCAGGUCCUCAUGGCCCUCCAGGACCCCCCGGUCCAUCAGUUUCUUCUCUGUCUCUUAAGAACGAGGCACUUGGCGCUGCAUUUCAAGUCAUAUUUGAUUCCUACUCUGCACUGAGAUCUGAGACAUACUCAGACAUAGACAUCCCCAUGCUGGACCAGGGAACCGAGAUCUUUAAGACCCUUCACUACCUCAGUAACCUGAUCUACAGCAUCAAGAACCCACUGGGAACGCAGGAGAACCCUGCCAGGAUGUGCCGGGACCUGCUGGACUGUGAGCACCAAGUGAACGAUGGCACUUAUUGGAUUGACCCAAACCUGGGCUGCUCCUCUGACACAAUUGAAGUCACGUGUAAUUUCACAGGCGGAGGUCAGACCUGCCUCAGGCCGCUCACUACAUCCAAGUUGGUGAUGGGUGUAGGAGUGAUCCAGAUGAACUUCAUUCACCUGCUGAGCUCAGAGGCAGUACAGCUUCUCACCAUCCACUGCCUGAACAUAUCAGUGUGGGCAAAAGAGGCAGCCAGACCUCCAUCCCACAAUGCUGUGCGCUUCAAGGCCUGGAACGGAGAUAUACUCUCAGCCAGAGGACUCCUUCAGCCUGAACUGCUAAAGGACGAGUGUUGGAUGACAGACGGUCGGUGGCAUCAAACCCAGUUCCUUUUCCAGACACAGGAGCCCGACCUGUUGCCUAUAGUAGAUGUACUGAAUCUCCCGGACAAAAAAACAGGCUUCAAUUAUCACCUGGAGGUAGGACCUGUGUGCUUCAUAUAGAGCACAGGAGGAAAGGAGAGAGGAGCAGAACUAUAGCUUUGUGCUCUGAGAUGUUUGGGCUCUCGCUGCUCAGACCUGCACUGCAGACUCAGUAUGCAGGAAAAUGAGAUAUAGAGCAUCUCGAACGUAAACAAGCCUUCUCAAGCUGGAGGAUUAAUGGACAAAAUGCUCUUUUUUUUAUGGACUACUUUUUCUCUUCAGCCGUUUUUAAAAGAAGACUUUAAUAAACUUUGAGCAGUCAGACUCAAGCUGCCAAAAGAGUUAAUUUAUUCACACAUUUGUGCUUUACGCACAAGAUAUCCUGUUACAGUUGAGUGCCGACGUUCAACACGUAUUUGCAUUUACAGUACUUAUUUUGUAUCUUUUUUUUUUUACACAUGAACAUAUGUAUUUAUAUGUGUAUGUAUAUUUUUUUGUAAAGUGCAAUGAGAGAGAUUUUGUUGUAUAAAGGUGAAUCCUAUAUUUGGCUGUUUAAGUGAAUUAAGGUUUACUGUCACUCAUAUUGACUUUUCUUCAGGUUCGGUGCAUAAGUGUGUGUGUGUGUGUGUGUGUGUGUUUGUGUGUGUGUGUUUCUGUCUGUUUGUCUUGUUCCAAUGAUACUGUCUGGGUUUUGGUUUAUAUAUUUCCCUCUGAAAGUAUUGGAGUGCUAAGGAAAGUUCUGUUCUGUUGUUAUUCACAUUUGGGUUUGAGAUCAAAAAAUGACAAUACUGUAGACGUUGGAUCACAAUUUCUGCAUUCAAUUUCUGUUCAAUAUUUCCAUCUAGUUGUCUUUGGUGGCAGACCACCCAUUUUUUAUGUAAACAAAAAUAUAGAAAUAUAACCUCAAAGUAUAUAACAGUUAGUAUUUAAUUGCAUAUCCCUUGCUUGGCUCAACCCACUGACAUCACAUAUUGAUGUCGUUGAUGAUCUAUCGUCUGAUCUUUUGAUCACAUAUUGAAGUCAUUGAUCUAUUGUCUCAUAUUUUGAUCACAUUGAUGUCACUGAUGACCUGUCGUCUCAGCUUUUGAUCUUAAACCCAAAUGUCUUCAAGUAUAGCAAAAACAAAGAAUUGACCUUGCUGUUCCAAUACUUUCAGAUUUGGCUGUAUGUUAAGGUCAGGAUUCAUUGUGCAUAAAUAUAUGCAUACACGCAUAUACAAACACACUAAACAUACACAACAUUUAACUCAUCAGGUUUAGUUCACAUUGACGGAGGUGGUUUCAAGCUUGAAAGUAUCAUUAAACGUCUACCUCCAAUCUCACAUUUUUUAUGGUGCUCUAGGAAUAUCAACUUAAAAAGAACUACAUGUCUCUUCUGUGGUUUAAUUGCCUUAGAAACAUGGUUUGUGCUAGCAUCCAACAAGUGUCUAUAGAUGAAUGCCUUUUAUACUUUGAAAGGGAAUAUUUUUGUAUAAACAGAAAAAAGAAAAAAGUAUGUCCUUUUUAUACAGCCAUCUUGCCUAGAACAUUUUUGAUAUAUGCCUUGUGUACAAAUCCUUGAAUCUAUUUCUAAGAUCUUAACAAGAAAAGGGAGAAGUGUUUUAUGUUUUUAUACCUUAUUCCGUUUAAAACUUGUCCAAUGCAGUGAAUUAUUACCUGUACUGUUAAAUAUGAUUUACAAAUGAAUAGCAACUGCUAUAAAAUAAUAAUCAGAUCAAAAUCAAAUAAUAACCAAAGCACAGUCUACUUUUGGCAUGUGAUCCGUAAGCCCUGUCUGACUGCACAUGUGAUCAUUUGACAUUGAAAAAGUCCCCUUGACUAAAUAAAAUGUUUUCAGUUCAUUACUAAGAUUCACGCUUUGCCAUGGGUUGAAAUUAAGCUUUUUACACUACAAGCAGUUGUUCAAACUGCAUCAAUGACCCUGAUUAGAAAUGUAUUUUAUUCUGUUACAUUUUUUUCUUUUCUUUUUCCCAUCAAUUUUGACCCAUUUAUAUGAAAGGUAAAUGCGGUGUGAUCAGCUUUAUGGUGAACCGUUUUUACGCAAUAUGCGGAGAUGUUCAAGGCAUUUUUAUUCUAUUGUGAGUACAUUUUAGGUUUCUGUGUAUGUGUGCUCCUUUUUAUGAUAUCCCAUGUGUGCUGUGACUGUAUUUGCCACCCACAAUAACCCAAAUUAUAGCUGUCCAUGUCUGUGAAUGUUUUUAAUUUCUUCCAGUAUGUUUUAUGGAUGGAAUACCUCAUGUUGCAAACCAAGGAAUGUUUUAUUUUUUGUCUUGUGAACAGAAGGUUGAAGUCAUAUUCAAAAUCCAAAUCCUCCUCUUGUCUGUCUGUACCAUCCCGCAUAUUCUUCAGCCAUUUCACCUUCUUAUUUACCUCUGAAUAAACAACUGGGUGUUCAGUAAAA